CUCUUUUAGAUUGGAAUGUGUGUGUGUGUGUGUUUGAUUCAUAUAUAUUCAUGAAAUCUCACAAGUUAAAUGGAAGGUGUGUGUGCAGAUGAGGGUUAUACAGAUGAAGGUGUGUUCAGGUGAAGGUAUGUAUAUGUGUACAUGCAGAUAGGGAUAAGUAUUGGCGUGUUUCUGGGUGAGCAUUACACAGGUUAAGGUAUGUACUACUGUGUGUGCAGAUGAAGCUGCAUGUAUGCGAAAUAUAUGUACAGAUGUGGGAGUGUGCCGGUGAGAGGUGUGCAAAUGGGCUAUGUAGAGGUGGGAUGUACAGGUGAAGAUAUGCAAUCAGGUGUAUGUACACAGGGUACAUUUCUCCAAAUCUUCAAAAGGAGAAGAGUAAAGCAACAUUGGUACUACCUUUUGCUCUAACAUGAGGGCCAAGUGAAUACUGAUCAGACUUUGGGCUCAGCAGGAGUCCUCAGUUUUCAUUAAAAAUGAGGAAGUUUUACCAAGACUAAUUUCCAGCCCUGCAGAGAGGUUGUGAAUACAUCUAGAGAUCCUGAGAGCCACACAAUAAUGUGAGGGGAGAUGCAUUAUGGGAGGCUUACUGUCAACCUUGAGAAUCCAGCAGCCCCCAGCCCCAGACUGACCAAAGCAGAGAUUCUGAAUCCCAAGAGUUACGGUUGGUGCCACACCAUACCAGACUGGUUCUUAACCUACUCUGCCCAGUGUCUUCAGUACGUUACAGUCUCUUAAUAAUGUGCUUCCCAUACACUUUGGACAGUGGCUUCAGGUUAGACUGUAGACCCUGGGUACCUGGCAGCAGAGCCAGAUACAGCAGCCUUCAGCCACCACCAACAUCCUGCCUGCAAGUGGCUUUCUGGGGGUGAUGCAUGCUACCUUAGAGGCGGCUGUGGAUGGAAAGGGAUGUAUCCCGUCCAUCCCAUCUCAGUCUCAGGGGUGCAUCAGCAGGGAGCAUCCACAUCAUUUUAGGAGUCCACAAAUAGAAACUGGACGUUUCUUAAGCUAAAAUUUAAGGCACUGAGGGAAAAGGCUUAAGUAGUAUUGUGUUUGGAAAUUUUCAGGAGAGCAUGGAGCUUCAACUCACCACUCAGAAUCCAUAGUCUAAGAAACAUCACUGGGCCAUCCAGACCUAUGGCCACCAGAGAGGAGUAGGCCGCAAGCAUAAGUGGUCAGGCUCAGAGUUUUGUGUUUCUCCAUGAAACGUGUGCCCCUCGGCUUCUACAGCAGAAAAUGAUGGGGAUCAAGUGUGAAGAAGUUGGAGUUGGAAGUGCAUAUCAGAGAGGCCCCCCCACAAGCUGAUGGCCUUCAUUAAGAGAUUACAAUAGUUUUCUAGUAAAAAAUCAGGACCAAGUAAAGCCAAUUCAGGUGUCGGUGGUGAAGCUGGGCUCUGUCUUCAGAGUCCCAUCUACCACGCUACCCAUUUUUCUCCCACCUCUGUUCUGUCCCCCAGCCAGCAUCAGGUAGUCUCCUUGGUUGCAGGGGCUGUGGCUUUAUGAGCUGUGGAACCUUCCUUUGUGAGGUGUUCCGUAUCUGCUUUGUACGUGGGAAGGUCCCACCACUGUUUAAUGAGUCGGCACUGAGCAAGAAGUAUCUGAUCUUUGCUGCUCAACAUGCUGAGAGAGAUGAACGUCUGUGGCAUGAACCGGAACCGGGUCCUCCCAGAAACCCAGGCCAACAAUAUGAAGAAGAUACUACCACGCCCUUUGUCCAGGGUGAAUGGCUGGUCACCACCCCUCCACUCCUUCCAGGCAAUAACCUGGACCACCUAUCUGGUCAUGUCCAUUGUCACCUUUGGGAUCUUCAUACCCUUUCUACAAACUCGCUGGAAAUAUGCUGCCUAUGUUGUGAUGGGUGUGUUGUCCGUGUUCCACCUCGUCGUGCACUUGAUUGCAACUACCAUCGAUCCCGCUGACACCAGUGUCCGACUCAAAAAGGACUACUCGGAGCCUGUGCCGACUUUCGACCGGUCCAAACACGCACAUGUGAUCCAGAACCAGUACUGCCACCUGUGUGAGGUUACUGUGAGCAAGAAAGCCAAACAUUGCAGCUCCUGCAACAAAUGUGUCUCUGGCUUUGACCACCACUGCAAAUGGCUGAACAACUGUGUGGGCAGCAGAAACUACUGGUUCUUCUUCUGCUCUGUGGCCUCAGCUGUAGUUGCCCUGCUUGGCGUGAUGGUUAUCUUGUUGUACAUCUUCAUCCAGUACUUUGUCAACCCCAAUGAGCUUCGCACAGACCCCCGGUAUAAAGAGGUCAGCUCUGAGAACAUAUGGCUGCUGUUCCUCCCACUGUGGCCUGUGCCUGUGAAGAUCCCCCUGGUCCUUUUCAUCGCAGUGGUGGUACUGCUGCUAGCCAUUGCCAGCUUUGUGCUGCUCGGGCACCUGCUCCUCUUCCACGUCUACCUGAUUGCCAAGAACCUGAGCACAUUUGACUACAUGGUGCAGGCCCGAUUCCAGAGGAAUUCACGUUCAGCAGAAAAGAAAGAGCCACCUCUGCGGAAAAAGGGGAACCUUUCCCAGGAAAAGAGUAACAACUUGAGCUGGUCUCAGGCCUCACCGAGAGUGGAGCCCCAGAAGUUCCUGCUGUCUACUCUUUCCCAGCAGUCAAGUAUGUGUUUUAAGGCUCCAGCUCCAAAAACAACUCCACAGUAAAGGGCUAGUGACAAGUAUGAGCCUCUCUCAGGAUGGCAGUGUCAGGCCAUCAGCCCGAGAUCAUGAGGAGACGCCUCUGCUCUGUGGUACAUGAUGCUGCUGAGCCGUGCUCCUCAGUAGAGUAUAUGUAUUAUGUGUAUUUUGGACUUAAGAUAUCUUCAAUUUAUGAUGAGUUCCUCAGAAUGCAAACCCCAUUGUCAUUCAAGAAUCAUCUAUAUAGAAGAAUGUUAGCAAUGAUAGAAGCUAGGUGUUAAGUACAUAUGAAUUUUCACUUUCAAAUUUUCUAGAUGUUUGAACAUUUUCACAAUAAAAUGUUGAGAUAUGAAUUGGUAAAAAUAAACAUGGCAAAAGUUCA
Messenger RNA from Peromyscus leucopus (white-footed mouse), 3009 nucleotides. Its product is annotated as palmitoyltransferase ZDHHC11-like. Lineage: Eukaryota; Metazoa; Chordata; Mammalia; Rodentia; Cricetidae. Gene Ontology annotation, cellular component: Golgi apparatus; endoplasmic reticulum. The coding region runs from base 1614 to 2654 and encodes 346 amino acids. The transcript is spliced from 10 exons. Gene Ontology annotation, molecular function: protein-cysteine S-palmitoyltransferase activity. Gene Ontology annotation, biological process: protein targeting to membrane; peptidyl-L-cysteine S-palmitoylation. The record is from RefSeq and is a predicted model, not a curated record.